AUAAUCUGUUGGCUCCGAUCUGCUGCUGCCACACCCUGUGCUUCUCAUGGUCCCCGGGUCCUAUUGCAAUUAGCGUGUGCUUGCUUCUCAACAAAAUCACCCUGGAAAGGGGCUGCUCUAGAAGAGGUUGCUGAAUGCAAAAUGGAUUUUCCUCCCUGCUCUUUGGGGUGAAGCUGGCUCAGGGAUUCUUGGCUGCAGUGGGAGGGGCUGGCUGGCCUGGACCGCAGCUAGACUUAGCCAUCAUGAGUUUUCUGGUUUUCAUUAAAAUUCUCUGGCUGCCUUUCGAAUUGCUCCAUCAGUUAUGACUGCGCUGGAGCUGAUUGUGCUGUUCUCUCAGCUACACACACCCAUCGAAUCAAAUGACUUUGAGGAGGAGAGAAAAUUGAAGCUGUGUAAAUGAGUAUGGAAGAUUAUGAUUUCCUGUUUAAAAUUGUUUUAAUUGGCAAUGCCGGUGUGGGGAAGACGUGCCUAGUCCGACGGUUCACUCAGGGUCUUUUCCCCCCAGGUCAAGGAGCCACAAUUGGAGUUGAUUUUAUGAUUAAGACAGUGGAGAUUAAUGGUGAAAAAGUGAAGCUUCAGAUCUGGGACACAGCAGGUCAAGAGAGAUUUCGAUCCAUUACCCAGAGUUAUUACCGAAGCGCCAAUGCCCUAAUCCUCACCUAUGAUAUAACUUGUGAGGAAUCCUUCCGCUGCCUUCCUGAGUGGUUGCGGGAGAUAGAACAAUAUGCCAGCAACAAGGUCAUCACUGUGUUAGUCGGCAACAAGAUUGAUCUGGCUGAAAGGAGAGAGGUUUCCCAGCAGAGAGCCGAAGAAUUCUCAGAAGCUCAGGACAUGUACUAUUUGGAGACCUCGGCCAAGGAAUCAGACAAUGUGGAGAAACUCUUCCUUGACUUAGCAUGCCGCCUCAUCAGCGAAGCCAGGCAGAACACACUUGUGAACAAUGUAUCCUCGCCCUUACCUGGAGAAGGGAAAAGUAUCAGCUAUUUGACUUGCUGUAAUUUCAACUAAAGGCUGAGUGAGCAGCAGCAGAAAGAACCAACAGCUGCCCUGAUGGAUUACAGAUUGCUGGGGAGAUCUGGCGAUGACUGUGGCUUCUGCUCUCUGCGGACCUUCUGUGGGUGCCCGAACUUACAAAGCAUGGCAGGCCCAGAGCCUUGUCCACAGGCUGGCUUUAGCAGAACAUAUACUGGUUUCACCCUUUUGCAGGCUGGAGUCAGAGCAAGGAGAACAUUGUACUUGCGGCUCCAUGCUCUGCAGAGCAUGUUUUUUUUUUUUUUUUUUUUUUUUUAAAGCAAGUAAAGGCGCAUUCCUGAAGACAGUCCAGGGAGAACUUUACAUAGGGAACCCCCUACACACCAGUGGUUGCAUGUGGGGCGGUUCUCUAGGGCUUCGGGGAGCCCAGGUUUUCUUGUCUACUGGAUAAACCAAAACUGGAAAGGCCAAGUACUGCCUCUGGUGUGUGUUGAUGACUCCAUGGAGAUUUUCAAAAGUGUUAUUUCUCUUAUCCACAGGCACUUUCAAGAACUUUGGGAUGUAAAAAAUGAAAUGAAACCUUUACCCAUGACCAACAAUAACAAUCAUUGUUUUAAUAAUCUAUAUGCCACUCCUCUUGGUGCUAAUGAUUCUGCUCUUUCACAGACCAAAUGUUUUAGUACAUUGAUGUCCUUAAAUGUAUUAAAUAGAAAUUACAGAAACAAAAAACAGCAGGGGGAAGUCCAUGAAUCAGCACUCUUUCUCAAAGUCUCAUUACUCCUUUUUCUAGGGUGGAUUUAUUGGCGAGGUAAUCUGUUACCCUUUAUAUCCCCUCUAAAUUUCUGCCAUUUUCUUUUAUUCUCCCAUUUUGCCUGCCCUUAAGCAAAUGAAAAGUUUGAAAAAUGGGUGAAAUGAAUGGCUGAUGAUAUGCUAACAUAAAAGAUUAGUUCAAAGACAUUAGGAGUAGUUUGAUAAAACAGACCUGAUCUGACCAAAAUACUGGGGGUGAGUGAAAGAGAGGUGCAGUGUUCUAAGCUGAACAUCCUUGAGAGCCAGUCACGACUCUUCCUCCUGGUUCCACCCACCUUGGACAGACCCAGGAUUUUGUACAUGUUUUCAGUAGACGUGAGAAUAGCAACAGAUGAAAAGUCUCAUGAACCAUUUUUAUUUUAUCUUCAGUGAUAAUCUUAGAAAAAUUUUGCUCGUGGAAGGUUAAACUGUCAUUUGUCACCUCAGACUCAUGUCCUAUGUUCUGUUUCUUUUCUCUUUUCCUUCUUUCCUGGCCUUACCCCUUCUUUCUACCAUUCUUCCCUCCCCACCUUUCCUGGGUUGUUACUGCAAUCUCUUGCUCAGUUUUAAAACAGUAACACAAAAUGGAUGAUGUGCUGCUUCUUUAUGUGACUGCUUUUUUAGUGCCAUCCUUUGAUACUUUCUAGGUUUGUUCAUUGAUAGUAAUACUAACUCAAAAUAAUUGAACCUGUGUGCAGAUUGAAGCUGUCAGAUGUUUCUGUAGCUUUCUGUAGCAUAACUGAGGGAUGAGUAAUAGAAUAUGAUUUGUAAUUCCACUGCUGCUAUGGAUGUUGCGAUCUUGACCCUGUUAUGUUAAUAUCUGAAAAUAUUUAAUUUUAAAGAAAUGAGGUGUAUCAAGACACAAUACUGACAAAGCAUUUGUAAUAUUUCUUUAGCAAGUUUCAGAGUGGCCAGUCCCUUGCUCAUGGGCAUAAUUGCUUAAGGGAUUGAUAUUUUGGGUGGCUGUUGCUGUGUUUGUUCUGAUCCUAUGGGGAAGAGUAAGAGAUCCCUGAUGUUUAAAUUGCCUUUAUUUUAGAACACGUCUCUACAGGAAAGAAAAAUCAUUUUAGAAAAUUUCAGCCAAAAUCUGUAAUAGUAGUUGCUGUUCCCUUCCCAGUAAACCAGUAAGUAAAGGUAUUCAGAUAACAAGUCCAGGGUGGGCAGAGGAGCUCUUUUUAAGCUGUAGGAAAUUGUCCCUAGGUUUAACUUUAUUAUCUUUAAUUUAGGUCCCAAAUCCAGUUACCCCUGCAUGUCAUGACCGAACCUUUUCUCACAGCAGCAAGUGUCUUGAAAAUAAAAUUGCUUUGUAAACUUAGAGGAAAGGACUUCAUUAGAUUAGACAAAUUUAGUUGCAAAAUAACAGCUUCUAGCUCCAUACUUGCAUUCUGAAAUUCCUAUUCCCUGGGCCUCAGCCACCACUAUUACCCUUGACCAGUUGCAGAAGGGGAUUCAAAAGCUCUGCUCUUGGCCCCUUUUCCUGUUACUCCUCACAGCCUUUCUGUAAUUUGCAAUCACCCAUCCAUGGCUCAUUAGCAGGUUAGCAUGAGAACAUAGGGCUUUUUUCCCCUUAGAUGUGUGAAUUCCAGAUUAGGCCUUAUAUUCACUGAGGUAUCUCAAGUUUGAGAAUAAUCCCUGACAGUAUUGUAGGUACUCAUUAAAAAUUAGUUGAAUAAAUGACUUAGUGCCAAGAAGAGCUUCUCCAGUUAAAUAGCAAUUCACAAUUAGAAUUUAAAGGAAGAACAUUAAUUAAAUCUGGUCAUUUUAACCCAGCUAGAACCUAAACUUACUGACUUGCCUAUUAGAUCUAUUGUUUUGGUAAUAUUUACUAAGAAGCACUUUCAUAAAUAAAAUUUCUCAUUUUUUGGCGGAUGCAAAAGCGAGUUGCUUUCUCAUACUUCAGCUUCACUUGGUCUGACUAAUGAGAAUACCAGAAUCCAUGUCUGCUUCCAUUUAUGGUAUGGUUUAUUUUGCUCUUUUAAUAAAGUUACUAAAUAUAUGGCCAAACUUUUCAAUUUCCAGUGACUGUGCUUCAUGUUCAUGUCAUGGAGUCAGGUUUGGGGGAAGCCAUGAAAUCAUUUAAUUUGCUGAUAAUCAUAUUUUAUUAUGACUUUGUGUAGAUUGUAUCCUCACAGGUGGUUAUGCUUUCUCCUUUCUCUGUGCAAAGUAUUUUACUCCUUUACAUGCUUUUGUUAUACCUAUUUGAUUAUGUUUUUAAUUAUAGACACUAUUGAUUAUGUUUUAAUUAUAGACACCAUUAUCCUUUCUAUGGAUUACUUAGAUUAGACCGUUGACUUUUUCUGUUCUUUCUCAUGUUUGCAUCUCCCCUUCAGUAAAGUGGCAAGAACUAAAAAUGGAAGUGCAAUGGGUUGACUUGACAAUGUGUCUAUUUUUGAUUUAGAGUUUGGUAAGAAAGAUAAAAUUCACUGACCAAAAUAAGCUAUUAGAACUAGUAUUAUUUACUUUAAGCUCUUUAGGCAUGUUGGAGUAAGAAGGCAGAGUUUAAUGAAAGUCUGAAUUCUUUUUUCUUCUGUUCAUGAUAUAUGACAUUGGAGGACACAGGUGACCAGUGUUAGAGCAAUGAUUUGACUCAUUUACCCUUUAAACUAUUCCCUGCUCCAUCUAGAUUCAGCAUCAGCUUUCAGUUAAAUAAUAAUUGUGAAAAAGUACCAGUUGUGAGUGAUUUUGAAUUGGCCUUCUGAUUAAAGUGAAAACAUCCUUUUAACAAGACCAAGCCACAUGAAUAUUUCUUCUUAUAACCAGAAAAAACAAAAAAAACUGCUUAAUUUUUUCCACAUAUCAAACCAAUGACUUUAAAGGGAGACAUUUUCCGUUUCUUAAUCCUUUAGAUCUUUUCAGACUGUAUUUUGUGGUCAUAAGUUCUUCAGGGACUUUUGUCUCUGUCCUAUUUUCUUCUAGGUUCUGACAUUUCUUAAUUUCUAGAUUUUUUUUUUUUACUGCAACUGGUUUCUUACUUUCCCUGGCUCUGACAGGAAUUAUGUAUGUGUUUUUAGAUUUAAUUGGCCUUAUAAAUGAUUCAUGAAUUGGACAGCAUCUCAACUAGAUGCUCCCUGACAAUCAAGAGAAACAUGUAUUUCAUCAUUCAAGCAAAAUGUACAGUUGGACACCAAUUUUGAUUAAAACAAUAUGACUUUUUGUGACAGGAGCCUAUUGAUGUUUGGAAGGAAAGCUGUCUUCUCUUACAUUUUUUACCCUGGGUGGAGAGCAUACUAAAUUAAGUGCUUAUUCCUUCAAACAGAUAAUUAAUAUAAGUUUUUAUAUGGGAGAUAACAUUUGAUAUUCUUUCUUAAGUCUAAAUGUUGGAAUAUUGCAAAUAUUUUUAGGAACCAAACUCUGAAACUAAACACAAACUGAAGCAUAACAAAGAUGGUGAAGGAAUUUAAAUUUUAUGACAUCUGAAGAAUAUUUGAAGAACUUGGGAGAUUUCACCUGGGAAAUAGAGAGAGGAAUACAGUUAGGACAUUGGGAGCAAUACAUGGUGGCUCAAAGGUGUGGAUGAGACUCAAAGGAUAGAGGUCACAGGUUUGGGCUCUAUGUCAGGGAGGACUUUCUCCCCAAGCUGGUUCAUCAUGGAAGGGUGCCGCAGGUACAGUCUGUGUCAAGCAGAGGCUGGGGUAAGAACUCAGCAAAGAUGAUGUGGAAAGGAUCCCAGUUGGUUGGGGGUUAAACCAGAGGACUUAAUGACUUAAAAGUCUAUGUUACUGCACUUUGCCUCUCAUCACCUGCUAGAUAUGUUACCCAUAGUUCAUACUUUUUUAAGGUUUUGCUCUUCUACUGCAAGUCUAUCUUACCUUCCAUAGAGAGGCUAUUUGUCAGGUGCUCUUAGCUCCAAAGACUGGGAGCUCAGUCUUGUUGAAAUCUUGAGUUAAAAAUUUUAAAGAGGUAUUCUUUUAGUAAAGUUUUAGUAAAGUUACAUAAAAUCAUGGAAAUUUUUGCCAAAAAUAAAUCAUGUUUAGUUAAGUGAAAAAUUGGUGUGUCUUCAGGACUUCAGGAUAGGCCUUUUUAGCCUAAAGAGAACAGUAGUUUCAGUUAGAGUCCAUUAUAUACUGACAUAAAGUUUUUCAGCUCCUAUAUCAGAAAUGAGCUGGUGAAUCACUAGCAUAAAGUAGUCCACAGUAUCUAUUUUGGAAACUUCUCAUGAAAUUUGAUUUGUUAGUUUCACUCUCUUGCAAAAACAUGAUCUGAAAAUGAUUUUAGCAGAACUGAGGCCAAACUGCUCAUGUAGAAAGGAACAAAACACACAGCUUUGAAAUUAGGGAUAUCUAUAAGCAAUACUUGCAAAUAAGGUAAAUACCCAAAUGAGUUCAUUUGCAAAAUAAUUUGCAUCCUUGGUAGACUUAUAGAUGGCUCUAUCUUAAAAAAAAAAAAGAAGUCUUGCAUAGUGAGAAAUACAAGUUUGAGCAAGACCUUCUUUGAAUUCUUUGUUCAAACAAUUCAGUGGAUAACUAUGGAUAAGAGAACAAAAACUAGCCACCACUUCUUUAACUGGCCUUCUGAGGUAGAUGAGUCAAAAUUUACUUUCCCACUAAGUAAAGCAGAACUUUUUGAGAUGUUAUAGUUUAGUCCCUUAGGGACUGUGACUGACACUCGAGAUGGUGAAGUAGGGAAGUGUGAAGAAGGGGAAACACUGGUCAGUGUUGCCAAGCACCAGAUGUGACCUUAUACAAAGUGCAAAUCUCUUGAAUACCAGUUGUCUGUUAUAGAAUCAUAACAACUGUCAGGAUUAUUGUAAAAACUAGAUAAAUGGAAAGUUAGUAAAGUGCUUGGUAAACAGUAAGUAUACAAAUAUUUAUUUUCUUCUUUAUUAAAAGCAUACUUUGGAUCAUCUUGACAAGUCCUAAGGAGGACAAAACAAAGGUUUCUUUUUUGAUGUCAAAGAAAAGAGUUGCAUUUCUGAAAAGGCCAUAAAGGAAUCUCUCAUUUGGUCCAUUCUUCUGCCUUUGAGCAUUACUGUUACCCAAGAGACUCAUAUGUCAAGAAAGAUACUCCUUCCCUCUCUUUCCCAAUAGGCACUUCCAAGGGUUGUGAAACUCUUCAUUAUCAGGAAACUUACCCUUUUCACUGAAAUACCUCACAGUGCAAUUUAGACCUCUUUCUUCUUGAUCCCAUUGCCAUGUGAAUGAAAAUGGGUUGAUCCUAUCUUACUUUUGGGGGUCAUGUCUGCCAUUUAUUGACCAUUUGCCUUUUUUUUAAAGGUCAAGAAAAGCUCAUUAAGGUGAUAAUCAUUAUUCUGUUGAGGAAUAUCAGGCAAGGCAUUUAUAAACUCUUUGCUCUUAAUUGGUAUUAGAUUUAUACCCUAAUUUUACUGUUGACUAACUCUUCAAUUAUACAUGUAUUUUUCUUCAUUAGCUAUAAUCGACAACUGCUUCUGAAGAACUCUUCUGGUUGUGGCUUUUGUCUCCUUAAUAAAAAUGGAGUCAUGAACCCAUUUUGUUACCUGCUUCUAGAAUUUAUGACAUGAGUGGAUGGACAUUACCACCAACAAUCAAACUUAGCAAGGUUCCUUCCCCUUUCUAUGUGUGCAUUAAGUGCUGAAAUAAAAAUUGGUGUGCCAAAUGCCUAAUAAAGCAAGAAAUCAUGUACAGUGACAUAAAAUAAAAAUUUGGUCUGUUAGGAAAAUUUGCCCUUAGUUGGUACACAAUUUUUGUUUAAGGCUACACAGUUCGGCUUGGAUUAAAUACCAAGAGCAAACUUGAUAAACUCUUUGAAAAAUAGCUUCUAAAACAUAAUACUUCUGUUGUGUAAUCAUUAGAAAUAAAUAUUCUCUUGCCCCAUAGAAUUGCAGAGUGCUAGUGGAAUUUUCUGGUAGGCUAUUAAAUCUGAAUGUCACUUGAUUCAUUAAAUUUUUUAAAAUUCUCUUAUCCUUUAAGGUGUGUUGGGACUUUAUGUCCCUGUUGUAGAAAAUUUUAAAUGACUCGAAUGCUGGUUUCUAGUUUCUGCUCACUGCAGUGUCCUCUAGAAACCUCGGUGGUUGGAGCUCUCUGAUGAUAGGUAAGGGAGCUAUGUAAUAAUGUAUUUGGAUUAGUGUGAGUAAAGUUACUGUUUUCAUCAAAAAAAAGUUUGAAAUUUUAAAUAAUAAAGGGGUUAAGAAGAAAUUUUUGAUAAUCUAAAAAGAAAAAUGUGUGCCCAGAUGUAUUAUUGCACACAAUUUAAUGCAUGACUUUUAGUAUAGGGAUGAAAUCAAAUGAAAAAAUAUAUAAUUUCGAAGGUCUUCUCAGCAGCUAGUUAACAUAUUUAGAGAAGCUGUUUCAGGAAGACAGAGAAUCCUUGAUUUCCCUUCCCCUAUCAUUUUCCAUUAAAACAUGGAACUUAAAUAUAAAGUUUUAACACAAAUGUUAAUUAUCAAAAUUUAUAAACUCAGUUCUUAACAUGUUGGUUGUAAGCAUAGGCUCUCAGCAAUAUCUGACUAUACCAGUAUGAAAAAAUAUAACCAUCAGCUUCAAUGUAAACAUAAAACAUGACUUUAAAUGCAGAUAUUAACAGUGCUCUAUAUUAUGCUUCAUGUCUUUACAUUGUUUUUUGAUGUUAGAAAUAUAAGCCCAUGAUAUGAGUGGAAUUAGAUGAAAAUAUUAUGUAGGAAGGUGUGAAAACUUCAACAUUAAGAUAUGGGGAGAGGGAAAGAAAAUGAAACAAAGUAUUUUUAAAUGAGGUUGCAUCACUCCUGUAGAAGGUGAGAUAUAAUUCACACUAUACCACCUACCCCUUUAAAGUGUCCAAUUCAGUGUUUUUUUUCUUUAUAUUUUCAAGAAGUUGUAUGAUAUCACCACUUUCUCCAGAACAUUUUCAUCAUUUCAAAAGGAAACACUACCUACCGUCUCUCGCCCUAUUCUUCCCCCAGCACCUGGCAGUCUAAUCUACUUUUAGUUUCAAUAGAUUUGCCUAUGUUGGACAUUUCAUAUAAAUAGUACUGUACAAUAUAUGCUCUUUUGUGUCUGGCCUCUUUUACUUUGCAUAAUGUUUUUACAAUUUGGGUAGCUCAAAUUAUUUUAUGGCAAAAUAAUUUUCCAUUGUGUGUAUAUACUAUAUUUUAUUUUCCAAUGAUCAGCUGGUGGACAUUUGGAUUGCUUCCACCUUUGGGCUAUAAUGAACGAUGCUGCUAUGAAUAUUGUGUACUAGUUCUGUGUAGGCAUAUGUUUUCAGAUCUCUCUUAAAAUCAACUAAUCUAAGCAAAUGAAGUCAUCUGUGUUCAUUUAGCACACCCUCUUAAAAUCCUACUUAAGGAAUGCAAUUUAUAAUCUUAGACUGAUUAAUUAAGAGGUCCCUGAAUAGUGACUAACUCCCUUAGAUGUUCAUAAGAAUUUUUUAUGAUAAUCAAUUUCAUAAACACUGCUUUGGUCUUGUAGAAAUUGAGCUGUCUUCACAUCGAGAAUUCCUAAAGUCCUCUGUUUUAAAGACAGCUGGAAACCAUGUUGAAAAGGCGCCCUCACUAUGUCUCCGAGGAUUCAAUGAAGGAGCACUUUUAAUAUACAUUUUCUUUUAUAUAGAGACUGUCUUUUAAAGUUUGGAUUUUCCUUCUUGAAAUAAGGUUGUAAAUUGCCAAACCACCUAUCUAUCAUAGCUUAAGUUUUUAUUAUUAAGGAAUAAUUCAUACUGAGAGUCAAAGUAAAAAGAAUGUAUUUUGUGUGCAAAGGAUGAAUGUAUUAAUAACUUUUUAUUUGUAAAAAAAUUUUUAAAAAGAUGAAUGAAAUUG
Molecule: messenger RNA, 9469 nt
Organism: Condylura cristata (star-nosed mole)
Lineage: Eukaryota; Metazoa; Chordata; Mammalia; Eulipotyphla; Talpidae
Gene: RAB30
Product: RAB30, member RAS oncogene family
Exons: 5
Coding region: 397-1008 (203 amino acids)
Biological process (GO): Rab protein signal transduction
Cellular component (GO): trans-Golgi network
Molecular function (GO): GTP binding; GTPase activity
Source: RefSeq, a predicted model, not a curated record